Anolis sagrei ordinatus is the source of this 5435-nucleotide messenger RNA. The record is from RefSeq and is a predicted model, not a curated record. NCBI's taxonomy places the organism in Eukaryota, Metazoa, Chordata, Lepidosauria, Squamata, Anolidae.
AUGAAAUCCCGAGAAGCUGAGUUUUGCAAAGCCGGGUCCGGAGCAGCCUGGGUGGAAGAGAGGCAGCGGCGCCAAUGUAUUCAACCGUCCCGGGUUCGGGAGGCCAUCAAGCCCGGGAAGUACGGCUACGGGAAGGUGCCGUUCGCAUUGCCCCUCCAUAAAGAUCCGGCCGAGGAGGCUGCCGGUCGCUCGAAGCGGCACCAAGCGGAGCAUCCUGGACCUCCUCCGCCUCCUCCGCCUCCUCCUCGCCCCACCUCGAAGAAGCCCAAACGGAAACCCACUCAUGAAGAAGGGGCCAGGAGCCAGGAAAAGGACCCCACGGGUUCUGGAACACACGAGAAAGAGAAGCUUCCUCCGGUGGUCCAUGCGGCGGAAAGACACGAUUCAGGAUAUGAUUCAGGGCACGGCGGCACCGUCAACAACCGAGGUCCGGAAGACACAUCUCAACCUGUGGAAAAAGUGGACGAUUUGACAAUAUCUCGGCCUGUGGAAACGGGUACGGUCACGGCGGCACGUAGUGAGCAUGACCGUGGAAAGGCGGCCACUGUCUCCUCUGGCGAUGCCAAAGGUCCCUCUGCAGUUGGAGAAACCCACCCGGAAACAAGACCCCAAGAAGGGAAAAAGCUUCCCGAAAAGUCGAAGGGUGGCUCGGCCGCAAAAGCAGGUAUACCACCCACUUCUCGGUCGCACCAUUCUGGAGUCGGUGCCAACUCCCAAGGCCGAGUGGAGCUUCGCCUGUCGCACCGAGUACUCAAAAAUCACAAGCAGACGGCAAAAACGCCGGAGCCGUCGGCUCGUUCCAGAGGUCCGCAGUCGCCCUCGGGGCAACCUCGAACUCGGGCGCAUCGGCAGAACGAGCCUCGGACGGGAGGAAGCGGCAGCUACGGGUCGUGGUCCACCCACAGCCUCUUCGUGGACCGUCCUGUGGCACCUCCGCGGGGUACGGAGCCCGACAUUUGGCUCCUGCACCGCGAGAACCCCGUGCAAUUCCACGCCCGAGGUCAAGGGCCGCCCCAGGCGGGGCCCGAAGUGCCGCAAUGGAAUCUGUAUUAUCCUGGGACGGAGACUUUCCGCUGCGAAGGAGAAAGCAAGCAAUACAAAGCCUGCAGCCAAGAGAUUCCCUGCAGCGCCUGCUCGGAAAAAGAGAGGGAAGGGGAUGAGUGUUGCGCAUGCGCGCUUCGCUUCCAGAGAUUCCCUUUUGGCGCCCUCUUCAGGACAACUUCGGUAUCGGAAAAAGAGGAAAGGGAGAGGGGGGAUCCCGUUCCGGAGCCCAAACCCCUUUGUCGAGUUGUGACACGUGGGAACGGUCCGCAACGUCGGUUCGGGAUCAUGAAUCGGCGGGUUCGGGUUUCGAAGCUACCGGUUGGGUUGCACCUGGUGCCGCUCCAAAGCGUGUGCGCAGGAAGCGCAACAGAUCACCUUGUAGUAGGGAUAGACGCACAGCCGGGCUUGCAUGAUCACCGGGCAGUUUUGGAUGAUGUCCUUGCAGUUCUCGUCUGGGGAGGAAACGGGGAGGAAGAGGAAGGCGGUGUUGUACCACCGGGCUUCGCACUCGGUGCCGUGGCACGGCUGGAGGGAAGCCGGCUUCUCCAGGUGGGCACACUCCGAAGCCUCCGUCACGUUGUAAUCCGCCCCCAGUUUGCUGAGGCACACCACGUCGCGCCGUUGCGUGCCGGUGCCGCAGUCCGAAGAGCACUGAGAAGAGUGGGAAACAAUGCUUGGAGGAAGGAAACAACGAGCCAACGGCGUGACGCAGCAGUGACAAAGGCCAAUGCCAAGCUAGGCUAUUCCGAUCCGCGGUCGCGCCUACUCACCGGGCUCCAGGGUCCCGUGUACCAAAGGUUCACCCUCCGGCAGGGCCCCCCGUUGCAGGCACGCAUGUCGGCCGGCUUGGUGCCGGCACAGUUCUCCUGGGACUCUCCACUGGCGUCGCUGGACAGGCAGACCACCGAGCGCCGCUGGAUGCCGAACCAGGUGCGGACGCAGGGCCCCAUGUCGCAUGCCUCGCUGGUCUUGGGCCGGUGGCGGAUGGGGCAGUCGCUCUCCUUCAAGAAGGCCCCGUCAUUGCCGACACAGCGCACACGGCUGAACGCGCUUUCUCCGCGCGAGGCUGAACGCGCUUUCUCCGCAUUACACCGGUGUGCUCACCUGGUAGUAGAUGUGGAAGUUCCUCUCUCCGGAGUUCUGGCUCACGACCCUGGAUUUCUCCAGCAGGAAGUUGGAGAUCUUCCCUCCGUCGGGUUCCCCGCCUCGACUGAAUUGGAUCUCGAACGGAUCCAGGUCAAAGAGAUGGGUGUUAGCCCCAACUAUCUUGCCCUUCGGAGCCAUAAUGGCAAAUCCAUCAUCAAUGGAAACUGGGCAGUGAACCCGCCGGGCAGCUAUGAGGCGGCCGGCACUGUUUUUGUCUACAGCAGACCUGGGAACGACAAGCAGGAGGGCGAAUCUCUGACAGCCGAUGGUCCCACUACAGAGCCUAUAGAUGUGUAUGUGAGUACGCAAUUGUGGAGGGAGGGGGAAAUAGGGAAGUCGGCGUUCCUCUGUUUUUGGCAGUCGGUGUACAGCUGCGUCUCUCGGGUUUCCCAGGAAGAAGUGGAAGAUGACAAAUGCCACCUUAUUCCCAAACCUAUUGUGGCCGAAGAGGUUUGCAACACGGAGCCUUGCCCAGCCUACUGGGACGUGGGCGAGUGGUCAGCGUGCAGCAAAUCCUGUGGCGUGGGCACGCAGCACCGCCAGGUCCUCUGCCGGCAGACCUAUGCCAACCGCAGCACCAUGGUCCACCCCCAGCGCUGCGGUCAGCUGGAGAAGCCCAACGCCACCCAGACAUGCCAAGUGCAGGUCUGCAGCCACUGGGAAAUCCACACCAACUGGAGCUCGUGCUCCGUCCUUUGUGGGAUGGGACACCGGACGCGCCGUGUGCGCUGUGUCGGCAAUGACGGGGCCUUCUUGAAGGAGAGCGACUGCCCCAUCCGCCACCGGCCCAAGACCAGCGAGGCAUGCGACAUGGGGCCCUGCGUCCGCACCUGGUUCUACAGCGAGUGGAGCAACGCGUGUUCGGCCGAAUGUGGGACCGGCAUCCAGCGGCGCUCGGUGGUCUGCCUGUCCAGCGACGCCAGUGGAGAGUCCCAGGAGAACUGUGCCGGCACCAAGCCGGCCGACAUGCGUGCCUGCAACGGGGGGCCCUGCCGGAGGGUGAACCUUUGGUACACGGGACCCUGGAGCCCGUGCUCUUCGGACUGCGGCACCGGCACGCAACGGCGCGACGUGGUGUGCCUCAGCAAACUGGGGGCGGAUUACAACGUGACGGAGGCUUCGGAGUGUGCCCACCUGGAGAAGCCGGCUUCCCUCCAGCCGUGCCACGGCACCGAGUGCGAAGCCCGGUGGUACAACACCGCCUGGAGCGCCUGCUCCCAGUCCUGCAUGGGCGGCGUCCAGGUGAGGGAAGUCCAGUGCCUGACCCCAAACCGGACCCUGAGCCGCCUCUGCCCGCCGGACCUCAAGCCGGCCACCAAGCGACCCUGCAACGCCCAGCCCUGCCUCCCCGAGAUUGACGAGAACUGCAAGGACAUCAUCCAAAACUGCCCGGUGAUCAUGCAAGCCCGGCUGUGCGUCUAUCCCUACUACAAGGUGAUCUGUUGCGCUUCCUGCGCACACGCUUUGGAGCGGCACCAGGUGCAACCCAACCGGUAGCUUCGAAACCCGAACCCGCCGAUUCAUGAUCCCGAACCGACGUUGCGGACCGUUCCCACGUGUCACAACUCGACAAAGGGGUUUGGGCUCCGGAACGGGAUCCCCUUCAUCGGAGGGGAGGAAACAACCCCGUAAAGCAUGGACUUUCCAUCGGGGAGCAUCACCUCCGCAUGAAGGAACUCACAACCCCAACAGUCCUUUCCCAGAGAGGGCGAUGCGCAUGCAGAGUGAUCGCGUGGACGAUCGGGACCCGAAAAGGGUUCUGCUUUGCGACACUUCGUUGCCAUGUUCUGCAACCCCAUUAGAGUCAAUUGUGCCGUUUUUGGGGACUAUGUGACACUACGCAUCGCGGAGGUCCAUGCCAUCUCCGUAUAUUUUGAAUUCGAGACGCCAGGACCUUGAAUGCACUGUGUUCCAAAGUAAUGGCGUAUAUGUAUGUGUAUAUAUGCAUAUGUAUGAACCAGGAUCCCUUUUUGGUGUGUUUACAAAUGGGUGUUAAAAGCAACAGAGGAGCGCGGCCCAGUAAAAUAAGUUGGCAACCAAGGAAUAGGCUAUCUCUACACAUAUAGGAAGUAUAUUUUUGUAUGACGACUGUAUUUUCUCCCGGAAGUCACAGGUAAUUUGUAAUGAUUUCUUCAUCAGGGUUGCCAACUUUUUUCUCCACCUCGGCUCCUGUGCUCUUAACAAUCUGCCCCGAACAGUUAUGAGUUAUGAAUUUCUGACUUUAAAUGCACAGGAUAAGAAAAACAAAGCUUGGGAAAGGUAUCUUGAUUUUUCAAAGCCAUCAGGGUUGCCAACUUUUUUCUCGCCAUGGCUCCUGUGCUCAUAACAAUCUGAAAUAUGCCGUGAACUUAUGGAAUUUCUGAUAUAAAAUGCAAAGGAAUAAUAGGAAAAAAAGGUUGGAAAAAGUAUAUUGAUUUUUAAGGACAUGUUUGAGCCAUGAAGGUUGCCAACUUUUUUCUUGCUAUGGCUCCUGUGCUCAUAACAAUCUGAAAUAUAUCCUGAAAAUACUGAAUUUCUGAUAAGAAAUGCACAAGAAUGAUAGAAAAAAAGGUUGGAAAAAUAUAUUGAUAUUUAAGGACAUGUUUACGCCAUCUGGGUUGCCAACCUUUUUCUCCCCUUGGGCUCCUGUGCUCUUAAGAAUCUGAAAUAUGCCCCAAACGGCUAUGACUUAUUGAAUUUCUGAUAUUAAAUGCACAGGAUAAUAAUAAUUUAAAAGGUUGGGAAAAGGUAUUUUGAUUUUUAAGGACAUGUUUCAGCCAUCUGGGUUGCCAACUUUUUUCUCCCCUUGGGCUCCUGUCCUCUUAACAAUCUGAAAUGUGCCCUGAACAGCUAUGACUUAUUGAAUUUCAGGUGUUAAAUGCACAGGAAUGAUAGGAAAAGGUGGCAUCCUUGGUCAUUUUAAUUGGAGUGGGUAAAAGAAGAAGGAGAAAAAAUAUCUCUGAGUGUAAAUGGCAGCACUGGUUGAAUUUUUCGAACUGUUCUUAAAGGUACAGCUGCCUAUUCAGAGCAAUUUUUGAAACAGAUUUUAUAUAUAUAUAUUUUCAAAAGGCUUUUACGGAAAUUGUUUCAGCAUCCUCCGAUUAUAUCAAAGUACAAAUAAGAGUCUAUAUGCGCUAUAUUAAAAAAAGAAAAAAGCUCUAUGAUAAAGUUGAAUGUAUCACCAGGUUGGUUUUGUUGCCCCGAACCCACAUUUGCUUUCGGUCCAAAUCUAAUUUAUUUUUUAUUAAAGAUUAUAAUUAUUAUUA